Fonsecaea erecta is the source of this 1593-nucleotide messenger RNA. RefSeq lists its product as hypothetical. The record is from RefSeq and is a predicted model, not a curated record. Bases 1 to 1593 code for a protein of 530 amino acids. Lineage: Eukaryota; Fungi; Ascomycota; Eurotiomycetes; Chaetothyriales; Herpotrichiellaceae. The transcript has a single exon.
AUGCCCCUCAACACUCUGCGGCUUAACCAUCAGAAAUCAUCCCAUCCCAAUGAUCGCAUUGUUUUUAUCAAGCCCCUUCCGCGGCCGCCGUCGGAUCAGGCGUCCUACGAGCUCGCCGACACGUUCCUGCGAGCCAUCGCCGCCCAAUGCCUCCCCCUCAUGAAGAACCACUAUCUCUCCGUCACGACCCUCGAGGAAUACGAGCCAAACCGAGAGUUCAUCGGCCGCAACUUCAACAAUGGCGAGAUCAUCCAGUUGGUGCUUCAGAGCAAGGGUGGCGGAUGGGUGCCGUUCAAUAUGGUGCAAAUGGUCAUGAUGCACGAGCUGGCACACAACACCCACAUGAAUCACGGGCGGGACUUCUGGAAGACAAGAAAUCUCUACGCGGAAGAGAUGAAGGUCUUGUGGGCCAAGGGCUACACGGGUGAAGGCUUUUGGGGGGGUGGACGGACGUUAAGUGACUUGGGAACUGUCAUGGGCAACAACAUUUUACGCAGCGAGGAGUUGGAGGGGUUGCCGCUUUGUGGAGGGACAUAUCGAAGUCGCAACAGAAAACGCAAAACACGGAGUGACAAGCCAGAAUUGACCUGGAAGGAGAAGAGAGACCGGCGCAUCGAGAAGAAAUUCGGCAAGAACGGCGUGGCGCUGGGUGAGGAUGAGGACGCCCGAUUGAGCCUGGAGAUCAACCGCAAGGGUCCUAUUGGGAACAAGCCUCGGGUAGCCCAGAGUAAACGAGGUCGAGAAUUGAGAGCUGCUGCGGCAUUGGCUCGGUUCGAGACGAACAAAAUGGAGGUCGAAGAGCUCCAGCACGCCGGAGGAGAGGACGAAGACACUUACGAGGACGCAGAUGACGGCCAAGAAGACGCUAAGGACAUCAGUGGCCAGAGAAUGCUGGAUGGCCAAGGCCGUGGCAUGAUCCGAGUCUGCGACGACGAAGAUACCGGAGACAUCAAUGUUCAACGCGAAUUACAAGACCUGAAUACGCUCGACCGUUAUUUCAAACCCUUUCAAAACGGCAGGGGAUCUGGUAUUAUCCAGACCCAAGACCUGGACCCCACGGACAAACCUUCGCUAGAGCAGCCGAAUAUAAUAGCAACGCUAGAAUCUGACACGAAUGACAGCGGCCAGGCCUCGGAGAAAAUGGACGGACAACAACAGCAGCCCCAGAAAAAAGGAACCCCAGCGAAAGUUUCGAGCCAUACACCCAGUCCAGAACCAACCCAACCUACAGACGACCCGUCUCCCAUCUUGAAACUCAGACCAACCACACCAUCUGUGACCCAAAAAUUAGACUCUACCCAGGCGACCCGGACCUCGAGCCUAGUCAAAGCAACCUCACCCAAUUCACCACCCUCAGCCUCAUCCACCUCGUCACCCUUGUCGCGGCCCAUAAUCGUACCCUGCCCCAUCUGCUCGCUCGAGAACCCCCGGCUCAACGCGACGUGCAUGGCAUGCUCGCACGUCCUGGACACCCGAAAAGACCCACGACACUGGUCGUGUCAGAGCGCUGUGUGCAGGUACAGUCAGAGCGGGUAUGUGAAUGCAGGCGAUGCGGGCGUCUGUGGGCUUUGCGGGACGAAGAAGGGUGGUUGA